CCGAGGCGCGGCGGGAGCGCAGCGAGUGCUGGCCGCUCCGAGGGCUCCGAGGGCUCCCGCGGCCCGAGGUCGCUCGUGCUCGUGCUCGGAGCUGUGCCGCGGCCCGACGGCUUCCGCGGCCCGAGGUCUCCCUCUGCCCGAGGUCUCUAGCGCUCCGAGAGCUCCCGCCGUCCGAGUUUCCCCGUGGCCCGGGGUCUCCGCCCCCACCAUGCGGCCGAGGAGUCCUGGACUUCUCCUGCUGCUGCUCUGUGGCCUGCGAGCUGAGAUUCAAGAAGAAGAAGUCAGAGCGAUGGUGGGCAGUGAUGUCUGGCUCAGCUGCAUUUACCCUAAAGGAAACAGCUUCGAUUUAAAUGACCUUUAUGUUUACUGGCAAAUCAGUGUGCCGGGCAAACGGAACACCAACUCCGUGGUGACUUACUACCUCUCGGGAAACAGCUCUGCCGGCCACGGUGACAACCACUACAAAGGCCGGGCCCGGCUGUCCCUGGACGGCAUGAAGCAGGGCAACUUCUCUCUGCACCUGCACAAUGUCACCCCCCAGGACGAGCAGAAGUUCAACUGCCUGGUGUUUCGGAAAUCCUUAGAAUUAGAAAAGAUUUUGGAAGUCACGGUCACGCUAAACGUGGCAGCAAACUACAGCAUGCCAGUGGUCAGCGGCCCAUCCCAGGACGAGGAGUUCAUCUUCACGUGCACGUCCACGAAUGGCUACCCGCGGCCCAACGUGUACUGGAUCAACAAGACGGACAACAGCCUGCUGGACGACACCCUGCAGAACAGCACCGUGUCCCUAAACGCGCAGGGCCUGUACAACGUGGUCAGCGUCCUGCGCAUCGGGCGGAGCCCCACCGUCGACGUGGGCUGCUGCAUCGAGAAUGUGCUUCUUCACCAGAACCUGACCAGCAGCCAGACAGAAACGUUCACGGGAACCAAGGACAGCAUCACAGAGGACCCAGUGGACGACACCCAAGAUGCGGUGAACCGGCCCAUUCUCAGCGUCCUUGCCGUGCUGGUCGUGGCCGUGGCCAUGGCCGUGGCCACGGGCUGGCUGUGCAGGAGCAGAUGUCCCUACAGAAGCUACGCAGGCGCCCAGGCUGCGAAGCCAGAGCUGGAGCUCACGGGUCAGUUUGCCAGGAGGGAAGGAGACCCGUGGAGGAACUGCAGGUCCACGGGCUCGGGCGAGCUGGGCACUCCACUCUCUCUGUGCCCGCCUUUCCGCACGGGUGCUACUCGAUGACCAGGAAAUAGGCGUUUCCAGUUUCAGAGACAGUGAAACCCCAAGCGAAGGCCUGUCCCCCUGGCCUUCCUUGGCAUGCAAGCCCGUUCUCUUGUUGACACCGUGCCGUGGGAUUUUCCAAACGCACAGCUACACAUACACGUACAGCUACACAUACACGUACAGCUACACAUACACGUACAGCUACACAUACACGUACAGCUACACAUACACGUUAGCAGAGAGCCUGGGACCGCAGCCCGCUGCCCCUCGCCAGCUGCCCGGCUCGUCCACCUGUUCUCCCUCCGUCUCAGCCCCACCCCUUGGGGGCGGGGGCUCUCCAGCGAGUCCAGACCCUGCGUGCAGGCACCUCUCAGUCCCAGAGCGAAGGUCAGAGUGAUUCCCGCCCUGGUGUGGGAAAGUAGCUACACGCAGGGCCUUCGGUUUCGGUUUCCCACUGGCAGGUGCCUCGGGCUGCCAGGGCCUUUGUGGUCAGGCCGGCGGGCUCCGUGCCUGAGGCCAACGACCAUAGCUCUGAGCCCCGUUUCUCCACCUGUGAGCAGGGUUGUCAGGGGAGGGUGGGCCCGAGGUGAGCACGACCCACACGGCAGCGCCCGCCCACCCGUUCACCCAGGUGAGUCCGGGGCACGCGGCUGCCUGGCGCUGCAGCAGAUUCCCUCCCGAGGCCACUUUCAGACGACGCGGAACACAGCUUGCCAGAGAACCCGGGCCUGCUGACCUGAGAGUCCGACGGGGCGCCCGUCUGCAGGCGUGUUCAACCCCGUUUUCACCGUCCUGGUUCCUGAGAGGAUGAGUGUCUGCUUCCGGAGUGAGAAUGAGCUGACUCUGCGCACGGCCCUCUCCCCUCUUUCCUUCCAAGAGCACGUGUGACGAGAGCCCCCCCAGGACGUGCCACCAGCGGGGACGUCGGACGGCAGCUUGAGAACUGACCCGGGCAGGCUGGGCGGAGGACACCAUCUGCGCCCGUAUUGGGGGCUGCACGGACACUGGGCCACCUGGCCUUGUGGGGACACGCGGGCGCCCCCUGGAAGGACCACGCUGACCCCAGGGAGCAUGUGGCGGGCACUGCCCUGAUCCCGGCGGCCCUUUCAAUAGGUCGGCAACUCCUCGGGGAUACACGUGCCCCCAAGUAGGUGGGCUCCCCGCCUUCGCUGCCAAACACAGAACAAGAAAAGGGCUGUGACGGCUCCUUCCCGCCGCCAGCCCCCGAGAACCUGCAGCGCUUCUCAGCAGCCUGGGCCGGACGGGCUUCGGAGGCCGCUCUCUUCUGGGAUGACCUGUGCCAGGCCGUGUUUGCUCCAGGUGCAGGGGCCACGCGCUGGCUCUGCCGGUCCGUCUCCGCCCCGAGGACCCGGCGUCUGUGCACACGUGUCCUGAAGCACUGAGCGGGUGGCACCGGAAAAACCCCUGGAAUUCAUGUCCCUCCAGAAUGCUCCCUGGGAGGAAAACCCGACCUCACUUGUUUUGGUCAAAAGCUAGGUUUCCCUCCUCAAAAACACAAUGAAAAAAAAACAACAACAACAACGAAAAAACAGUGGAAUUUUGUGAGAAGGUCUGUGCUGGGCGGUGCAGCUGGGCAUGGUGGCCCGGGGCUCAGGCUCUGCUGCAGGGGACAGGCAGGCAGGGCUGGGACACACGUCUCCAGCAGACACCAGCACAGACAGGUGACAGUCACAGUCCUUCAAACCGGGGCCGUGAGUGGACAGUGGGUGGCCUUCCGGCCGCAUGGCAGCCUUUCUUCAAACACAGCAGCAAUUCCCUCGAAUCUUGCUGGGCAGCCCCUGCCGGCCCCACACCGUCACCCAGGGCCCCUCGCGGGCCUCCCCUGGGGACCUGCACGGUCGUGACGGAGACUUAACCUCACGGGCCGGGUUCCUCGGAGCCCGCCGGGCCCCCUGGGCGACUGGAGUGGGGCAGUGGCCAAGUCCACGGAGGCGGCAGCCCGACGCCCUGACCCUGCCCAGGCGGUUUCCGCGUUGAUUCCUGGAUUGCAUCUAGCAGUUCACUGUUUCCAGAAGGUUCUGCAAAGGUGGCUGCCAGGUAACCCCGGUGGGCAUGCCCCCAGGAAACGGGUUUGUUGCCCCUGGGGUCAUCAGCAGCGACGGGCACGUGAGGCCUGUGCUCCCCAGACCCAGACUCGCAGCAAACAAUGAGGCCAGCUCAGCACGGAGCCUGAGCCAACAGUGUCCCAGGAAACUGUGCAUGUGUUUUUGUCUGUUUCUGUACCAAAGAGCCCUCACGUGGCUUUUAAAUAGGUGUCAUGAGGGAUCCACACGGACUUUAGCAUGAAAGCAUUAGAAGACAAGUGUGGGUCCUCAGAGAAUGACAGAAGGUGACUCGUGGCACCGCGAGCAAGAAGCCCGAGGGGCCCUUGAGUGCAGCAGGUGGGCUGCGUCAGGUGGUCGCAGGCCUGUCCCCAGUGACUGUGACGUGACAGCAGGACGGGGGCACCUCGGGGCCUCUCCGCCGCCCUGCCCGACCCUGAGAGGCCCCUGGAGAUGGUCGGGGCAGGGGUCUCAGCCCGGCAGGACGGGCAGCCGCGGGCAGACCGAGUGUGCUUCCAGCUUUCCUGUCAGAAGGGGUUUCCUUCUUGGGGAAGCGGCUAGGCCGGCCUCCCGCUCCGGCCCCGUGACGCGGCCGCCCGAGGCUCUCCCCCCGUCGCGCUUGUGGGCUCUGCCUGGGCCCCAGGCUCCCGGGCGGUCGAGGCCACGCCCUCCAGGCUCCGGACCCUGAGUCGUCAUCUCCCCGCUGGGCCCCAGCGGACCCUCGCCGCUCCCUCCGGCCUCUGGGGCCACGGUGCACUCUGCCCAGCUCGUACGGGUCACCCUUGGCCUGUCCCCCUGGGGGCCGCUGCUUGUUCCUCACGCUGUGUCGUGGACAGCGUGCGAGCGCCACGUUUUGACGUUUCUGGAAGCCUGGUUUUGGAGAAUACAAGCAGUCGGCGUG
Balaenoptera acutorostrata (minke whale) is the source of this 4180-nucleotide messenger RNA. RefSeq names its product inducible T cell costimulator ligand (gene ICOSLG). The record is from RefSeq and is a predicted model, not a curated record. The transcript has 6 exons. Bases 209 to 1234 code for a protein of 341 amino acids. Lineage: Eukaryota; Metazoa; Chordata; Mammalia; Artiodactyla; Balaenopteridae.